This is a messenger RNA of Caenorhabditis bovis, 963 nucleotides long. The record is from the annotation of a GenBank genome assembly. NCBI's taxonomy places the organism in Eukaryota, Metazoa, Nematoda, Chromadorea, Rhabditida, Rhabditidae.
AUGUUGAGCCGAAUAUCAAUAACUCGACAUCUACAUUCGUGCUCAGCUGCUUCAACAUCAUUUUUAACACCUUCAAGUUGUAUUUCUAAUAAUAAAUCUCGUCGAUGUUUGAGUGGAUUACCACCUGGAAUUGCUCCGGCGUUCCAAUAUGCCACUGAAUGUUAUAUUACACAAUCAAUUCAGUGGGGGAUGGAAGUAAUUCAUUCUACCGGCUUGGCUUGGCCUGGUGUAUUUAUUUCGACAGCAGUAUUUCUACGCCUUGCUACAGCACCGAUUCAUAUUUAUGCUGAAAAGCUAUUCGCUGAUAGAUUACACGCUCAAAAUUUUUUGACUAGCGAAAUUUUGAAGAAAGUGUCCGAGAGAUACCGAGUAAAAGUGGGUCCAAGUGCUGAUGGUUCGAAACUUGAAAUCAAAUCUGGAGACCCCAAAAUCGCGCAAAAAACUAAAGAAGCUCUGGAAAAUAUACCAUCAUUGCUUGCGGAGCACGGCCUCCAAGCAGCUCGCAUUCAAAAUCUCAAAGUUUGCACAGUUCCUAUUUGGAUUUUUUCUUCAUUUGCUCUUAGGAAUAUUAUUAGCUCUGAUUUUCACCCAUCAGUAGCAGGCGCGCUUUGGAUUCCAGACAUGUUAUCGCCAGAUCCUUAUUUUAUCUUACCAGUAGCCGUCGGUGUUUUCGGUUUUUUGAAUCUUUACUCCCAAAGAAAAAUUUAUCCCGGCGUCAUCCAACUUACCUGGAAACAAAAAUCAUAUGACGCAGUUCUGGCAUUUUUCACGAUGUUCGCUGUCACAAUAAUGUCUCAAUUACCAGCGUGUAUUCCUCUGUAUUGGCUCAUUGUCUCGACAACUGGAAUGGCACAAGCACAGCUUCUUCGACAUCCAAAAGUUAAAGCUCUGCUUAAUAUCAAAAAGUUGCCAACUGAUUCAUCAACGCCGAUUCGGGAUUUGUUCAAAAUGCGAAAAAUCUAA